Messenger RNA from Leptosia nina, 1347 nucleotides. The record is from the annotation of a GenBank genome assembly. Lineage: Eukaryota; Metazoa; Arthropoda; Insecta; Lepidoptera; Pieridae.
AUGGGCAAGGAAAAGAUUCAUAUCAACAUCGUUGUAAUUGGUCAUGUGGACUCUGGCAAGUCCACGACCACCGGCCACCUGAUAUACAAAUGUGGUGGCAUCGACAAGCGAACUAUUGAAAAAUUCGAGAAGGAAGCCCAAGAGAUGGGUAAAGGAUCUUUCAAGUACGCCUGGGUACUGGACAAGCUAAAAGCAGAACGUGAACGUGGUAUUACCAUCGAUAUCGCCCUGUGGAAGUUCGAGACGGCCAAAUAUUAUGUGACCAUCAUCGAUGCCCCUGGGCACAGGGACUUCAUUAAGAACAUGAUUACGGGUACUUCACAGGCGGAUUGUGCGGUGCUCAUAGUGGCUGCUGGAACUGGAGAAUUCGAGGCCGGGAUUAGCAAGAACGGGCAGACUCGUGAGCAUGCGCUGCUCGCCUUCACUUUGGGUGUAAAGCAACUAAUCGUGGGCGUUAACAAGAUGGAUUCCACAGAGCCACCGUACCACGAAGCGCGAUACGAGGAAAUUAAGAAAGAAGUUUCUUCCUACAUCAAGAAGAUUGGUUACAACCCGGCCACGGUGGCCUUCGUGCCUAUCUCGGGCUGGCACGGCGACAAUAUGCUCGAGCCUUCUGACAAGAUGCCCUGGUUCAAGGGGUGGAACAUCGACCGCAAAGAUGGAAAGGUUGAGGGCAAGACCCUUAUCGAGGCUCUCGACGCUAUCCAGCCUCCGUCUCGUCCCACUGAAAAGCCGUUGCGCUUACCGCUUCAGGACGUGUACAAAAUUGGUGGUAUUGGGACAGUGCCCGUAGGACGGGUUGAAACCGGAGUUCUCAAGCCAGGUAUGGUGGUGGUGUUUGCCCCAGCCGCCAUUACUACUGAGGUGAAAUCCGUGGAAAUGCACCACGAAGCGCUCCAAGAGGCAAUGCCUGGUGACAAUGUUGGCUUUAACGUGAAGAACGUCUCGGUAAAGGAGUUGCGUCGUGGUUAUGUAGCCGGAGACUCCAAGAACAAUCCCCCCAAGGGUGCUGCUGAUUUUACCGCUCAGGUGAUUGUGCUGAACCACCCAGGGCAGAUUAGUAACGGUUACACCCCGGUUCUCGAUUGCCACACAGCACACAUCGCUUGCAAGUUCGCUGAGAUCAAAGAAAAAUGCGAUCGUCGUACUGGCAAGACAACUGAAGUUGAACCGAAGUCCAUAAAGUCGGGCGAUGCAGCAAUCGUGACCCUGAUGCCGACCAAGGCUCUUUGCGUGGAGUCGUUCCAGGAGUUCCCACCUCUUGGCCGCUUUGCAGUACGCGACAUGCGUCAGACUGUCGCUGUCGGAGUUAUUAAGGUGUUAUUUCAUUAUACACCCCUAGAAUAA